CUAAACUCAAUUCCAAAUUUGAUUUUUUUUUAUUUAUCAAACAAUUAAUUUAAGUUAUAUUUAUAUCAUCAAACAUAGUACUGACAAAUUGAACAAGUUUUGAAAAUAGUCUUUAUUCGUCCAUUCAAGAAAAAACUAGUCUUUGUUUAUAAAUUAUGGAGUAUAAUUGGCCAGCUUCCACCGCAACUGCGGCGGUACGCCAAUAAAAGCGAAUGCCACCGUCCUCACUUUCCUGCUAUUUCCUUUUUUCACUCCUCUACCAUUUGAUCAGACUGAAUUUGUUUCACAGUGAAUAGGAUCAACAGUCAUGCAACAGGUCGCAAGGAGGGGAAUUCAUUACUGGCAAAGACUGAAUGCCGCACAUGUUCACUCUGAUUUAAUUCAGAAAGGCCAAAACCGAGUCAUUGAUGCUUCCCUUACCUUCAUUCGUGAGAGGGCGAAGCUCAAGGGUGAGCUCGUGCGGGCCUUAGGAGGUGCCAAGGCAUCAACAUCACUCCUUGGAGUGCCUCUAGGGCAUAAUUCUUCGUUUCUUCAGGGACCGGCUUUUGCGCCUCCACGUAUCAGGGAGGCAAUCUGGUGUGGAAGCACAAAUGCUACAACUGAAGAAGGCAAAGAGCUAAAUGAUCCUCGAGUUCUGACAGAUGUUGGUGAUGUUCCUGUUCAAGAGAUUAGAGAUUGUGGUGUGGAUGAUGAUAGACUAAUGAACAUUAUCAGUGAGUCUGUCAAGCUAGUUAUGGAAGAAGAACCUCUGCGUCCAUUAGUUUUAGGUGGUGAUCAUUCAAUUUCAUUUCCCGUUGUGAGAGCUGUAUCUGAAAAGCUUGGGGGACCAAUAGAUAUUCUGCAUCUCGAUGCCCAUCCAGAUAUUUAUCAUUUAUUUGAAGGAAACAAGUAUUCUCAUGCUUCUUCGUUUGCCCGUAUAAUGGAGGGUGGUUAUGCACGUAGGCUCUUGCAGGUUGGUAUAAGAUCCAUAACAAGUGAAGGUCGAGAGCAAGGAAAAAAAUUUGGUGUGGAGCAGUACGAAAUGCGGACUUUUUCUAGAGAUCGCCAUUACUUGGAAAAUUUGAAACUGGGUGAGGGAGUGAAGGGGGUGUACAUAUCAAUCGAUGUGGACUGCCUUGAUCCUGCAUUUGCACCAGGCGUAUCUCACAUCGAGCCUGGAGGCCUGUCUUUCCGAGAUGUUCUGAAUAUUCUUCAUAAUCUCCAAGCUGAUAUCGUGGCUGCAGACGUGGUUGAAUUUAAUCCACAGCGGGACACUGUUGAUGGUAUGACUGCUAUGGUUGCUGCCAAGUUAGUGAGGGAACUUACAGCUAAAAUUUCUAAAUGAAAGGGGCAAUUUCCAUAUACUCAAAUUGUAUCAGACCGAAUAAGUUUAUAGGCUACAAUAUAAUGUGUCCAAUUUGGGCUUCAAUACCAGUUUGUUCUAUAAAAUUAAAUCACAUUGAUUCAAGUUGUCCAAUUUUCUGGCGAAUCUCAGUGAAAAUUUGAG
Messenger RNA from Amaranthus tricolor (Joseph's coat), 1486 nucleotides. Its product is annotated as arginase 1, mitochondrial. The record is from RefSeq and is a predicted model, not a curated record. Bases 308 to 1324 code for a protein of 338 amino acids. The transcript is spliced from 7 exons. NCBI's taxonomy places the organism in Eukaryota, Viridiplantae, Streptophyta, Magnoliopsida, Caryophyllales, Amaranthaceae. Gene Ontology annotation, molecular function: metal ion binding; agmatinase activity.